AUGUUUGCUUCGUCCUCUGGGAGGUCACCAGCUUGGACAUGGCCAGAAGAUCUCCCAAGCUCGACGCCGGGCACUUUUCCUGAGCCGCAGCAGAAAGAGCCUGAAGCUACCACAAGCACAGAGAGUACUGAAAGUACAAGCACCUCAAACCAUAGGCCCCAACGUCACUACCCCCCGCGGACGUGUCGGAUAUGCUUAGAGACCGUCUAUCCAACAUCGGAAACUGAAUCACAAUACUUACCUAGCAUGCUUCAAUCGAAACCGCGCAUUAUUUACGUAUCAUCCGAUCCAGAACUUGGCCGUCUUUUACGACCUUGCAAAUGCAAAGGGUCUUCGGCUUAUGUGCACGAAGGCUGCUUACAAUCUUGGCGCCACGCCGAUCCAUCCUAUGGAGAACGCAACUACUGGCAAUGCCCGACCUGCGGAUUCAAGUAUCGUUUCCAGAGAGUAAUCUGGGCUCGCUGGAUUACAAGCACUGUAGCGCAACUUAUUCUCACCUUUUCAGUUUUGCUGUUUACUAUCUUUGUACUCGGUUUUUUUGCUGACCCUAUUAUCAAUCUCUACCUGGAUCCCGUCGAGACCAUUAUUGGCUCUGAAUUUUGGGAAGAAACUCACGUGCUGGAUGUGCCAGAUUUAGGUGAAGAAUCAACUUGGUUGGAGCAUUUUCUCAAGGGGUUUGCCUCUCUUGGAGUGUUGUCUGUUAUCAAAGCGUUUUUAGCAUUGUCUCCUUGGCGUUGGUAUUUACGGGGGUCUGGUUUGAUCAGUGGAGGACGGAAUACAGGCCGUCAGCGUGUUGCCUCUAUCAACUGGCUGGUGAUAUUGUUCGGGGUGGUCACAUUUCUAGUGGCUGUCUAUAAAGGUGUCCGUCAAUUAGUUCGCAAAGCUUUACAGAGGGCUGGUGAGCGAGUCCUUGAUGUACAAGGCGACGAGGAUGGUGACGAUGUUGAUGAAAUGCCUCCUGACCACAUAAAAAAGGAGGAUUAA
Messenger RNA from Talaromyces amestolkiae, 984 nucleotides. RefSeq lists its product as uncharacterized. Bases 1 to 984 code for a protein of 327 amino acids. NCBI's taxonomy places the organism in Eukaryota, Fungi, Ascomycota, Eurotiomycetes, Eurotiales, Trichocomaceae. The record is from RefSeq and is a predicted model, not a curated record. Gene Ontology annotation, molecular function: zinc ion binding. The transcript has 2 exons.